AUGAGGAAUAUAAAAACAAUAGCAAGCACAAUUAAAGUAGGUGAACCCGUUUCAGGAAAAUUGUGGUCUUAUCAUCCACUUUCGCCGUCCGCGCACCUUAUAGAAUAUGAGCUUGAGCAAAAUGAGGUGAGCAAUGGAAUCGUGUGGCACCUUCGCGAUCCUACCAUACUUUAUUGCAUCGAUGGUAUGAAUAAUAGAAUCAUAUCGUUCGCUUAUAAUGUGGUAACAAGAACCAUUACUGGGUACAUUGGUAUCGCCUUUGACUUGCAAUUUUGGAAUAGUAACCAGCAACAUCCUCUCUAUACUGGUCAUGCCAUGCUAGGUCGUAUGACAAUUGACACCAAAGGUCGGAUCUGGGUACCUCUUUAUGAAGGUUCACAUGUUCUUCAAAUUGAUCCACUUAAUAGAGCAGUGCUUCAAGCUAUUCACAUACCUGCAGCCAGAGUGAGCGCAUGCGUUUUCGGAGGUGCGAGCAAAAAUAUUUUAUACGUAUCGACACUGGGAUAUAAUAAUCCUAAAGACCGCCCAGCUGGCGAUCAGGGUGGUAAAAUUUUCGCCGUUACUAAGCUUGGAAAUGACGUGAUGGGACAUUGGGCAAAGGCAUUCGACGUGCCUAAGGGAUACGUGUGA
This is a messenger RNA of Belonocnema kinseyi, 630 nucleotides long. Its product is annotated as regucalcin-like. Gene Ontology annotation, biological process: L-ascorbic acid biosynthetic process. NCBI's taxonomy places the organism in Eukaryota, Metazoa, Arthropoda, Insecta, Hymenoptera, Cynipidae. The record is from RefSeq and is a predicted model, not a curated record. The transcript has 4 exons. Gene Ontology annotation, molecular function: gluconolactonase activity; calcium ion binding. Bases 1 to 630 code for a protein of 209 amino acids.